UACAUGAGUGAAAGUUGAUCGAUUACCGGCGAAAAGUAUCAAUAAGCGAUAAACAGACGCUGUUCUAAAUAAUUAAAAUAGCGUGAAAAUGCCAAAAUUUACUCGUUCCACGUGCUUUAUGUCUGACAGUGGAUAAAGGUAUCACAACAGAGUGCCAGUCUAUAGUUUGAAGAAGAAGAGGGAGGGAACGUGGAAACGUGCGUCGUGCCGAAAUUUCCUCAUAUCUACCGCAUUUAGCUUCAUAUUUCUGCAGGUCAAUACAGAAUGGAUCAUAACAAUUACAUGCAAAUCUUCUCUGAUACUAUUGAGAAUGUGUUUCAACCAGAAAAAACAAAGGAUACACUUAUAUUGAUGAAACAGAAAAUAUGGAAAACAAAUGAUUUAAUAAAACAAUAUACUGACAAAACAAAAGAUGUUGAACGUUUGAAAUUGAAUUUGGAAACUAUAAAGAAAGAGAACAAACAUGUAAUGUGUAAUUUUAAAUCUGUUAUGGAUAAGUCAAAGGAAUUAGAACUUAAUAUUACAAAGAUUAAACAAGAAAAUAAUGAACUUAAGAACAAUAUAAAAGAAUGUGAAGUAUUGGGAGCUGCUGAUAAACAAAAUAUACAACAAUUAACUUGUAAAAUAAAAGAAAUGGAAGAUGAAUAUUCUGCUAAAAUGAUGGAGUUUGACUUGCAAAAAACUUCCUUUGAAGAUGAAAUAAAAAAGUUGGAGCAUGAGUUAAAAAUUUUAAAGAAAUCAGAAGUCAAGAAAAACAAAAGUAAUGUUACUGCAUCAAUUGAUAGCAAUACUAUUAAACCAAGUACGAAAACUAAAUCAAGUUCAGAUAUUGGUAUCAAUGUAUCAUUGGAUGACAUCAAAUUAAAUACUAAACCUGAAGUGCAAGAAAAAAAUAUAAUGACCGAUGAAUUUUAUCAUUUGGAAGAUGAUCCAUAUCCAUUAUUUUGUGCAAAGUGCACUACCCAUUUGUACCCACUACCAAUUGAACAAAUUUGCCAAACAAUGAGUGUGUGCCCAGAUUUAAUUGAGCCAUUGUCUCCAUUAUCUGAAGAAUCAGGACAUUUAGAUGAAAAUAUCCAAAAUAAAAAAUUAAAAUAUGCAGGAAAAAAUAUUCCAAAUAAACAAUCACAGCAUUCUCAUAAAAAUACUCAAGAUAAGGAACAAGAAUGUUCAAAUAGAAAUGUUCCAAAUGAAGAAUCAGGAUGUUCAGAUAAAAACAAAACAGUUCCUAUUUCUAAAGUAUUAUCUUCAUCACACCUACCGAUACCAAUUGAUUACAAUUCAGUAGAUGACACACAUGAUCUGCAAUUUGAAUCGAGAAAUUCGUCUAUUACAGCACAAGACCUAGUGAAUGUAAAACUUAAGGACGAAAAUCACAUUAAGUAUAAGACAACUGUAACGGAUCUAUCCUGUAAUCCAAACUUAAUGACUAAGCAUUCUUCAUCAAUUAGAAACCUGGAAAAAACUAUUCAGUUGUUGAAACGUAAAAUGAAGAAUCAAGUACAAAAAACGAAGAAACAUUUACAAAAAAUGACGAAAAGAAUAAAUAAGAAACACUGUUGCCAUCGUAUCGCUACAAAUUGUAAUGUUGUUGCUUCGCAAGUAAAUUCGGAUUUACUUGCCAAUAUCUGCAAGAGUGCGAUAGAGUUCAUACUCGAUAAUAGAAAGGAAGUGCUUCCUAAAAAGGAAGAUCAUGAAAGCGGACGGAGUACUAAGCCAAAAAAACCACGUAAAUGUAACAUGAAAAAGGUGAAACUAAAACGAUUAAAUAAUCUUAAAAGCGAAUCCUCGUGGAAAGUUGAACACCUUCAUAAAACGAUUUCACUACAGGAUGUGCAAGAUGUAGUUUCCACGAACCAUGAAGACACUUUACCAGUUAUUAAUCAGUUAUCUAUUGCAGAGACAACUACUAAUCAGUCUGAUUUAUCUGAUAAAACUUUUUCAGUUCAUUCGACAGAAGACAGAUUUGCAGACGUGGAAUCUAUUGCAAAAGUGAAGCCUGGAAAUGGAGUCCUUACAGAAAUGGAGUCGGUUGCAAAAGUGCAAUCUGUUAUAGAUAAUUCUACGAUAUUGCAUAUAAGCACUGACGAGACACAUAUGAAUGUUUCACCAAAUGCAAAUAAUAUAGUAAAUACUAUAGAAUCUGUUGAUACUAGUUAUACUGCAACUGAAAUGACACUUUCGUCAUCUUACAAUGAAAGCUCCAUUAAUUGUCCUAAUGAUAAUAUUGAUGAUACAAUUACAAGAAGAAGCACACACACACAAGUCUCUAACAAUAAGAAAAAAUCCGACAAUCUACUGAUGAAAAAUCUUAGGAACUUGAAGAGGAAAAUGAAUUUAACCGUACGUUCAAAUAAACAGUUGAAGAUUGAAACCUGCUCUAGUAACAGUUGCGAAUUUUAUGAGCCGGUGAGAAAACGACGAAUCGCGCAUACCUCAAAAACGCCGUUUUCUCAAUCGGAUAAUGAAAAGAAUUCUAUUCACCAUAGAAUGGGACGUAUAGUUGAAUCUGAAGUACUCGUAAAUCCCUCACUAAAUACACAGACAUCAAAAGAUUGUACAUCGAUUAAACUAAAAACCGAUUGUACGAUGAGUGACAAACGCAUCACAAACAACUUUGUCAAAUCUACCUCAACACAUAGAUUAUUCAAUGAGAAACCUUCGAUAAAGAGCAAUGUAUUUUUUACGAAGACUGAAGAUUCUUUUGAUAAAAACAAUAUUUCUUCACUCGUUAACAGCACUGCACAAUCGUCAUCAGUAAGCGCAGCUAACGUCUUGAUUGACUCGAACACUAUUAAUAACGGCACUACAUCAACGAAGACAACAAUAAGGACAUUCAACAACUGCAACGAGUCUGAAAUAUCACGUGAUAAUAUCCUACCCAACACGACAAACAAUGAGGAGUCUAAUAGAUACGCAUUACCUAAUGUUUCCUGUGAAGAUUCGGAAAAUUAUAAAGUUACUGAUACAGUCGAGGCUACGUGCGAUACAUCGCCGCGCGUUACAUCCCAUCAUUUAGUUGUACCUACAUUAAAGUUUCUUACGAAUAAGAGUUAUGACUAUGAGAAAGACGUGGGGAAAGAUACACAUACUGAAAUGUCAAAGAAGCGAGUUACUGAAGAUCAAACGUUAGACACUCAAAUUCAAGGAGAUCAUUUAUCGGUUAACAGCGAGGAAAAUUGUGCAAUAAGUAAAGAUAAACAGAACACUGUCGAUUACAUCGGAAUAGAUGCUGAUAGAAGGUCUGUGAAGGAAGAUUUACAUUCAUCAUCAUUGAAAAAGAAAAAUAUCGAAAAUUAUAUUAAUGAUGAUAAGACAAGGAAAUCUCAUGACAAAAUAAAUAUUGAAACGGAAAAGAAAGAAAUCUGUGUUAAUAAUAAAGAAACUAGAAUAUUACAUCUCGAGAUGUCUGAGUGUACAGAGAAAAGCAUAGAAAUCACUCAUGUUGAUAAUGACGAUGACGAUAAUGAUGAUAACUUAAAAAAUGAACGGGUUAGUGAUAUCAGGGAUAAUGAUAUGAAUAUUGAUAUAAAAAAUGAUGAUGUCAAGGAUAACGAUAGUGAUACGAAUAAUGAUAUAAAAAAUGACGAUGUAAAAGACAAUGAUGGCGAUAUGAAUAAUGAUAUAAAAAAUAAUGUCAAGGAUAACGAUAAUGAUACGAAUAAUGAUAUAAUAAAUAACGAUGUAAAAGAUAAUGAUGGCAAUAUGAAUAAUGAUAUAAAAAAUAAUGACGUCGAUGAUGGUGUUAUGAAUAAUGAUAUAAAAAGUGAUGAUGAUAGGGAUGAUGAUAUUGAUACAAAUAAUGAUAUAAAAAUUGACAUAAAAAAUGAUGUUAAAGAUAACAAUAGUGAAACGAGUAGUGAUAUAAAAAAUGCUGAUGUCAAGGAUGAUAACGGUAAUGUAAAUAAUACAGAUGAAGAUGUCGACAAAAUUCUAACGCCAAAGGAUCAAUUAUUUAAAUACAUUGAGAAUAAUAUUAAAAGAGGCGUGAAAAGAUUUAUAUAUAAAAAAAGGAAGAAGGCGCGUAGCACUACUGAAUGUGCAGGUACAUUUGUAACAAAACAAUUGACGAGACUUAUGAAAAGUAACUGGCAAGAUUGUGUACAUGACGACGUUGUAGAGAAAUUACAUAGUAUUUGUGGACCUCGUAUUAUAGCCAAAUAUAUAAUUGAGUUCUUAACGCAGUAUUGUAAUAAUAACCGUAUCGAUAUGGACAAUUCAUUCACUCCACCGGCGCCAGUAAUGUCAAGAUGCGAACAAAAAAUUAUAAUGCUUUUGAUUGAUUUAGAGCGGUUGAAACCAACGGUCAUUGCUUUCAUACGAGCUGGUAUCCAGUAUAACUUAUUUAAACUAAGUAAUAAAUUAAAGGCUUCAGAAGUUGAAAUAUUCACUAGGAUAUACGUUGCACUGGCACGUCUGCAGAAUGACAGGGAAGCCGUGCGCAUCAUGUGCUGCGACGCUCUCUACUGCAUGGGUUUCCGUGCCAUAAACGUUUUGUAUAUGGCUUUAACGAGCUGGCCCGAAAUUUUUCCACAUGUCAACGAUUACAAAGGACUGUUACCAAAGUGCAUGGCCUUUCUCAUCUUGCAACAAAACGACACUGCUUACAUGAAGUUAUCAUCAUUGAAGAUGCUUAUAACGAAACAUUACCUAUAUUCUCAGGAAAUGAAACUCGACGAUAUUAUCGAUGAGCUUAUGACCGCUCUCGCAGAAACACCACAAGACGGUUUAGAGAUGGCCAUUAUACUUGUUGCGAAAAGAAACGGUCCAGAUUGGGCGUACAAGAAUAUUAUUAAAACUCCUUUAUUGCCAAUGAUCAUUUUCCGGAAAUAUCCUUGCAUGUAUAGUGCAUUUUCUUUAUUAGGGAAACUUAUGCGUUCAUUUCCAGUGACACCUUUGGAUGUCAACGUAAAGAAUAUCAGCAAACAACUCUCGGAUCUUCUUGCAUCCGGCGAAUUUUCAGAUAAUGAACAAGAAGGAAUGGCGUCUGCGUUGCUUAAUCUCUCCAGACAGGAAUUUGACGAGGUUACAACGGCUGUGAUAAAAUGGGAACCGAAAAGUUCUUUAAGACCGAGUACUAUCGCACAAAUAGAGGCACUUAUAUGGUCGCAUACUCCAGCAUUUUGGAAGACAUAUGUAAACAGGAAAAAAUUUGUUAAAAAAAAUUCAUAAUAAAAUGAUAUUCUAACUGUG
Messenger RNA from Odontomachus brunneus, 5193 nucleotides. RefSeq lists its product as uncharacterized. The transcript is spliced from 14 exons. The record is from RefSeq and is a predicted model, not a curated record. Lineage: Eukaryota; Metazoa; Arthropoda; Insecta; Hymenoptera; Formicidae. Bases 265 to 5172 code for a protein of 1635 amino acids.